GUGACACAAGAUUAUACAAAAGAAUACUUUAGGAUACACAAAGGUGUUAUACAAGAAAGUAACACAAGUUCACCUUCUUCCCCCACACGAACACCUUCUUUCCCUGCACGAACACCUUCUUCCCCUGCACAAGUCCUAAAUGUUUUAAACACAAAAUACUGUGUAGCAAAGUUCUCUAAUUCCACCACACGAGAUGUAAAUAAAUAUAAACAUGAUGAAUAA
Messenger RNA from Ambispora leptoticha, 222 nucleotides. The record is from the annotation of a GenBank genome assembly. NCBI's taxonomy places the organism in Eukaryota, Fungi, Glomeromycota, Glomeromycetes, Archaeosporales, Ambisporaceae.